Messenger RNA from Linepithema humile (Argentine ant), 5947 nucleotides. Its product is annotated as golgin subfamily A member 6-like protein 24. The record is from RefSeq and is a predicted model, not a curated record. NCBI's taxonomy places the organism in Eukaryota, Metazoa, Arthropoda, Insecta, Hymenoptera, Formicidae.
GCGUGCAAAGAGCCGCCGGAGACGAGAGACGCGAGGCUUUAUAAAUCGCGAAGAUGCACGUCGAAGCAGUGACACCUCGACCGACGACGGUGAAAAACGCGCGAUCACGACCGACCGUGAAUGACGAACGCAUUUUUCACACUUAACGCUUGAGCAUCAAACUCCGCGGAUCGCUAUUAAAAAACGCGACGCGGAUGUUUCCAACGAGCGACAACGAAAAGUUUCCUGCCGAUGAUCGACAACCGUUCGCGUCGUACUUUUCUCGCGAGAAGCUGUGAAAGACUUUUUUUUCUUCCUCUCGGCAGAGAAGUUGAGAGUUCGACCCGAGGAAUAAUUCGAUCGCGAUUAAUUUACUUCUCAAGUUUCCUCUCCGCUUUACGAAUCUCGAUCUGGUGUUUCGACGAACCGCAGUAACCGGGAUUCCGAAACGAAAGCUCUCGGGAGAGCCGUAUUUCAACUUCGUGAAAGUCAAGAAUCGACACUUCAGCGAACCAACAUAUCGCCUAUCAUAUUGCCGCGCCGUAACCGUAUAACGCCCGACCGUCCACGUCGAGCCCAUUCAGUCGAUUAGCUCCCCUAGAAACAGAUCGACCGGAACUCGCCACCCCGAAGAAGAUUGCGAGAUUCUUCGACGCGGCUGGCCGACGCGCUCCCGACUGCAGUCGCAUCGAUCGCUGCAAAUUGGAUUGCCGUUAAAACCGGGCGGCGGGGACUACCUUUAGAGCCGAACGGACUCGCGUUCAGUGCCGGAGGCGUCGACGCGGAGUUUCCGCAACGAGAGAGUAAAUUUCAGCGUCUUAGCUUGAGUAGUGCAUCGCGGGUUAAUACGCCGCGGGGAAAGCGUCGUUCUGUACUUGAAAUGCGCCAUAAACAAGCGUGACUGGAGAAACGUGAUCUACAGAGAAGUGCACGCGUGCGGCAAGUUGCGCUUGUACGGAUGAGAUUUGUUACCGGGGAGUCAGUAAGAAGAAUCACUCAGAGCCCAUUUUGACAAACCAUUCUCUCUCUAUUCUUAUCUAACAGAUGUGCUAGUGCGUAUUGGCCUGAAUUCGAUUGAUAUAUAGAAAAGGAUGCAGCCACGGGUGACAGUGGCUCUGGCCACGGUCUGGCUGACGGUGGCGGGUCUGGUAGGAGGAGCAGUCACUCUCCGCCUCUCCCACGAUCAAUACUCCCCCGCAACCCCGCGCCACAACGCCGGGGUUCAACGGGACCAGACCGGAGACUGGAGGGAUCGCGAACCGGCCGAGGAUCAACCGCUCGACCUUUGGAUCGGCUCGCGAAGGUCGAUCUCCGCGAAAGAAUCACCAGCUCGCGAUACGAAGUUUGUCGAACGAGAUUUUCCGUUUGAGAUGCCUCUGAAGGACAUUGUCUCGUCAAAGCGAGCCUACUCGCUUUCAGGUUGGCAAAGGUGGUUGCCGAAUAUCGCCGGUGUGGAAUUCGCGGCCGACAAAGUCGAUUACGGCUACGAGAUGCCGGAGACGCUUUCGCGCGAAGCAGUUGUACCCCCUUCAGACCUCUUGGACGACCCCUUUGUGGCAGACGACACGUUCCAGGAUCAAGGCCCGGGCUCAGUGGAGAUAUACAAGCUGGACUUAUCCAAAGAGAAGGCUCUGCUGACCGCAACCACACCAUCCACAAAUUCGCCGUCGAGAAACAAGAGCAAAGCGCCGAAGAAGACCGGCCACCUGAGCACAAAGACUAAGACAACGGAGAUCAAGUCGACGACGAUGAGCCCGAAAAUUCAUCACAGGCAAUCGAACUUCUUCGAGGAGCAGCGAACCGAGACGCCUUCGGUCAACAGAGAUUCCUUCGGCGACGGCGGCGUGCCGGAGCUACAGGUUGGAUGCGAGGGUCUCGAAGCGUUGUCGUCCCACAAGGCGAAAAGAUCGAUAGAUACGCCCGGCAACGAGAACGAGCAGGUAGCGACGUUAGACGCGCUGCUAGACGUGACGCCAGUGGCUCUUGAUCUCGAUUUCGUAUCGUACGAGGACAGUUACGAGGAGAUGGAUGAGCUAUUUAAGCUGAAGAAACUGGAAACCACCACGAGAGAAAAUAAGCCGAAGAGAGGCGACAUGGACGCCAGCUAUCUUAAUUCCGAUCAUCUGGAUGAACAUAAGCGACCGGACAAGCUACCGGUUCGAGGAGAUCUGGGCGAAUCCUCCAAGAAAUCUAGCCAACUGAAAAUCGGUGAAAACGAGCCGCAAAAGCCGACGGAUUCCGAAAUCAAGAAGCAUGAGGAGAUUAAAGCGAAGCGUAAGUCCGUUUCGUCGGAGGAUGAUGACGGCACCAGCAGGAAUCGCGGUCGACGGUUGCUGUGGCUGGCCGAGGCAAAUACCGAGGGAUUUGCGGACGGUAAAAGCGAGCGGAAGCGUACAAGGCGAUCGAUCGAUUGGGGCUACGGUGAGAACGAGGGUGUCGUGUCCAGCGACGAGCUGCAAACCUUGAGCCAACGUCGCAGGCAGCACGACGUACGGUAUCACCAAGACGUGUCUAGGAGACGUGACCAGUAUCAGAACGUCGUAAAUCCCGAGAUCGAUAAUAUGAGACGAGAGUACGAGAAGCAGCUUGAACAGAAGCGAAGGGAGGACGAAGAGCGACGGUCGCGAAUGCAACAGGGUGGUCGGAGCAGAUGGGAAGAGGAGAGGAGAAGAGACGAGAUGCAUAGAAGGCAGCAGGAAAAUUACAACAGGAGAGCGAAUCACAUUUCGACGUCUCGCGUGGACGACGAGGACACGCAGCAACGACAAAUAGAGGAACAGCAAACACAGGAACCGGAAUGGAAUCGUACGCUGGAAAUAGCUGGAAGAAAGGAGGAAGAGCAAAGACGGCGGGAGGAAGAAGAAAUGAGAAGGAGACAGCAUAACAGGUGGCAGGAGAGCACGAGAAGAACGCCGGAAUCCGUAACGCCAGUGAGCGACGAGGAAAGAAGACGACUUUACGACGAGCAGAUAAGGAGACAGGAGGAGGAACGGCAAAGACGAUUGCAAGAGGCAGAAGCUAGGAGGCAGGAGCAGUACAGAUCGCAGCAAGAAUCACAGAGGAAAAAAGACGAAGAGGAGAGGCGACGUCAAGAGGACUCCUUGAGGAACCUCUCCGAAAACGAUAAAAGAAGACUCGAAGAACAUCGUAGAGAAUCGGAAAGGAGGAGGCAAGAGGAGGAGGACGAGAGAAGGCGACAGCAAGCGCCAUCAAGCAUGAUACGUCCGGGGUCUCGAAUGAGUAAUUCGAACGAUAUCAGACAGCGCGAUCGCGACGAGGAAAGAGCGCGCGCGCAAGAGCAAGAGGAGAGACGGCGAGAGCAGAAGUUGCGCGAAUACAUCGCGCGGAAUCGACCUAUCAAUGUCAAUCAAACCGCGAGAAGAUCGGAGGAGGAGAGACGGACCAAUCGACCCGAAGAGAGCCGAGAUCGGCGAGUGAGCGCGAACAGAAAUGAUGAAGAAUACCGUCGGCGAGCGGAGGAGCAGCGCAGGAGGCAGGACGAGGAGCGGAAGCUGCAGGAUUACAUCAGGCGGAAUCAACCGGUGAAUGUGCCGUCGAGGAGCAAUCAAUCGACCGCAACCGACCGUAACUUGUUCGAAGAGCGAAGACUGAUCGAGGAGGCCAGGCGCCGCGACAGGUAUCCCGAUCCAGGAGCGAGGAGACAGCACGGGCCGUCGGCGUCGACGUAUAUCGAUCCGCGAAGCUCACCGGAGGAAGUCAGACAGAGGCAGCAGGAGACGGCGAGGAGGCUAGAGGAGGAGAGGCGGCAGAGGUACGAGGCGGAAGAGCGGCGGAAGGAACUCGCCAGGCGACAGCGGGAGAAGGAGGAGGAGAGGCGGCUGCGGGAGGAACGGAUGCGGAAAGAGGCGGCUAGGCGAGAAGAGGAGGCGAGAAGGGAGCAAUCCAGGAGAUACGAGGAGGAUAGGAAGCGGCAGGAGGAGGCGAGGUUGGAUGCUCUGCAAAGGCGGCAGGAGAGACGAAGGGAAGAAGCGAGAAUUUUAGCUAAAGAAACGAGACAGCCGGAAGCCACAAGGCCGACCUACUACGAAAACCCUCGUCUUUUGGCGGAACACAGAAGGCGGCAGGAUAGCCGACCGAUUCCGAACAAUUUAGUGCGGAACCAAGAGGACAGAAGAAUAGCGGCUGAACGCGAGAGACAAAGGCAGGAGACUGAGAGACGACGGCAGGAAGAGAGAAUGAGAGAGGACAGACGGAAGGAGACCGACCCGUGGAGACGACAGGAAGUAGCCAGACUAAACUCUCUACCAGUGAGCGCAAGGAUAAUAGUUCGUCCUAGCGGCUCCUCACGGCCCGUUUCGCCGGCAGUGAUGCCGAGGACCGGCUUUGACAACGAGAUCGAUUUCACGGGGAUCAAUCCGCAUCGCGAAGGCGUAAAAGUGCCGCAAUUCCCCGCUCCCCCCACCCGGAGACCACCCGCUCAAAGUCCCGGACCGUGUGUCUGGGCAGUUGUUCAAUGUUGUUCGAGCAACAACGAUCGUCUUGUAAAGUGUUUCGAAUCGAUGGGUUGUCCCGGGAUUAAUUGGGAUCCUAAUCCGUGCAGAAGUUCAGUCGCGAAUGCUGCUAGAAUGGAAGUCACGAAGUUCUACGAAAACCAAUAACAUCGGUAAGAUUUGCCCUUCGCUCUUCGGAGAGAAAUGCCAAGUAGACAGAGAAAGGAAAAGGCUCUCUUUAGAACUCUCUAUUCUAAUCUGACGGAAGAUUGCACAGAAAGUUUACUACGAAUCAAUUUUGUGCGUGGGUGCAACUCCUAUCGGCACUGUACAAAUAUUAGUGUUGCUGGAUGGAAGCUCAGUAAGCAGACUUAGAUGUUUGCGAAACAAACGAUCCUGUUUCUCGCCGCGACAUCGACAGUUAUUUUUAAUAAACCGGAACUGAGCAAAGAACCAUGUAGAAACAACAUGAGUUUUGAUAAUAUAAAUAAAUGUGUUUUACGAAGAACGCGGAAAUUUAGCAGUAUUUUUACAUUCAAAAAUUCAACUUCACAAAAUAAAAGAACAUUAAAGCAAAUUAAAUACACAUAUAGAUUAAAAUAUUAAUAAUUCUACUUAAUUGGGAAAUAAUUGAAUAAUUAAUAAUAAAGUUGCACAAAUUUUAAAACAUCUUUCUGAACAGUUGACAUAAAUGUGCUGAAAAAUAUUAUUAUUAUAUAAAAAGUGUGCAAAUAAAAGGACUAAGCAUAAAUAUCGUUCUAAAUUUUGCAACUUUUACAUUCAGCAACAUAAAUAUUUGUAAUUUUUUAAUAUCUGUAACUUUUUCUAUAGAAAGAUAAAAAAAUUCAUAAAUUUAUAUCUUGAAAGAAGUAAUUUCAAGCAAGAAGCGAAGAUUAUAAUUGAUAAGCCAAAUAAAAUUCACAUUAACUACCUUUGAUGUGCUAAGUAAUCGUGUAACAUAGCAUAUAAAAAGUAUAUAUGCGUAUAUAACGUACUAUAUAUCUAAAGAAAGCAAUUAUUUUAUUAUAAUAAUUGCGAACUAAAACAAUAUUUUUCUAUUUGCUUAUUUCAGCGACAGUGCGCAUAAGAUGAAUAUAUGUAGUAUAACUAAUAAUUAACAAUAGUUUAAUCUAGGAGACAUUUAAAAGUUUAAACUUUUAAAAUGUGGCAAGCAGUAUUUGUCUUAAUGUCAGAAAUUGAUGUAUUUCGUAGAUUAAUAAGCAAUUAGUCUUUAAUGUCGAUCAGUGGCCAACAUCGUGGCGCUGCCUCGCGUAGCAUGUAAACUUACUUGUAGUAAAAUUAGAAAAAAAAAAGAAGAUAAAAAGAACUUGAUAUUGUUGUCGUUGACACGUUUGCAUGGAUAAACAUGGCAUGCAGAAGCGAGCGCGAAUUUAAUUACUGUAAAUUUUUUGUACGUAGCCAAGAUGAAUUAUAUUUUCGCAGCUUUCCCACAUGUGAUAUAGGAGGUAAGCUCUAAUGCGCUGUAACAUGACAAAUAUUUAUGUGAUGUACGUAAA